Messenger RNA from Cucumis melo (muskmelon), 1212 nucleotides. RefSeq names its product methyl-CpG-binding domain-containing protein 5. Lineage: Eukaryota; Viridiplantae; Streptophyta; Magnoliopsida; Cucurbitales; Cucurbitaceae. The transcript has 3 exons. Gene Ontology annotation, molecular function: DNA binding. The coding region runs from base 25 to 864 and encodes 279 amino acids. The record is from RefSeq and is a predicted model, not a curated record.
UAAAGUAAGGAAAGACAAUAAAUAAUGUGUUGUGUUCUUAACGUUCUCUUUCCCGUUUCUUCUUCUUCUUCUUCCCUCAAACCCCAAACCCACAUGUCUGCUUCUGGAACUUCACUUCCGGACUCCGAUUGGCCCCGUCCUCAUGAUCCGACCCGACCCGACUUACCUUUCUCCCACCACCUCCCUCCUGAUCCUCUCCUCUCCGCCGGUUCCUUCAUCGACUCCUCCUCCUCCUCCGCUACCGCCACCCCCAUCUCCACCGUCCCUUCCCCAACCCUACCUUCCAGAGAUCUUGACCGGACUCCUCGCAAAACCCCCCAAACCUCUUCCACUCGUCGAUCUCCAUUGCGCCCCGACCCUCUCAACUCUUUCAAUGGAGAUUCUUCCCCUUCCAAGAAAGUCUCCGCUUCUAACUCUGCGUCUUCGAAAUCUGCCUUGUCUGAACGGCCUAAUUGGCUUCCCCCUGGCUGGGUUGUUGAAGAUAGAGUUCGUUCCUCUGGUGCUACCGCUGGAACCGUCGAUAAGUACUACUUUGACCCAGUCUCAAACCGUCGAUUCCGGUCUAAGAUCGAGGUUCUUUACUUUCUGGAAACAGGAACAUUAAGGAAACGGAAGAAAUCAUUAGAUGGUAAUCCGUCGUCUACCGAUGGCUCUGACGAACCCAAGGGCAAGAAAUCUUCCAGCAAUGCUAAAUCUGCUCCUUUAAACUUCGAUUUCUUCAAUGUACCUGAAAAGGUCGAAUGGGUUCUCACUGACCCAUCUCAGGAUGCUUGGACACCCUUUAUCGACAACGAGAAAGUUCCUGAAUCUACUAAAUGCGAAUGGGUGGGAGCUUUUCAACUCCUUGGCCGAUCGAAAGUUUGAAGUUAGAAGGCAAUUCCAUCCCAUUUGGACAUUUUUUGAGACAACCAACCCAUUCAGGCAAGAACUGUUCCCCCUCCCUCCCUCCCUCUCUCUAAUGGCUUCCCAUCUCCAAAUUCUUUUGGUCUUUUUUUUCUUCUUCUUUUUGGAAGGAGCAGGUGAGGUUGAGGGGGAAGUGUUGUGGAAAAACAGAUUUGGUUAGGAAAAAAUACUGGAAAAAACAUGACUUUAUCUAACUGACUAUGUCUUGGACUGUGGAAGAAGUGAUCAAAUUUGUGUAGAUGAGGGCUGCUCUGUUCAUUCUCAACAAUCAAAUGUAUUUGAAUGAGGGGCUACUUCAUUUUUAUUCUA